Trachemys scripta elegans is the source of this 4968-nucleotide messenger RNA. RefSeq names its product fibronectin leucine rich transmembrane protein 2 (gene FLRT2). NCBI's taxonomy places the organism in Eukaryota, Metazoa, Chordata, Testudines, Emydidae. Gene Ontology annotation, molecular function: protein binding. The transcript is spliced from 2 exons. The coding region runs from base 1233 to 3218 and encodes 661 amino acids. The record is from RefSeq and is a predicted model, not a curated record.
AGCAUUCUUUAAACUAGCAAUGUGGGAGGGACUCCAGGAGAGGGGGAGAGAGAGAUGGCUAUCAACUGAAUUCAUUACUGUAAACAUCUCCCUGGGGUGUCAGGCAGGGAGGGGGGAAGAGAGAGAGAGAAAAAAGCACGACUUACAUUAGCAGGGAAUAGUCAGAUCUGGGGCAUCAUAACGGCUAAGAUCAGACUGCAAGCCCAGCUGAAAGCAAGCCCAGGACUAGGAGAGAGAGGGAGACCGACAGACACGCGACUGUUCACACAUAUGUGUCCGGUCCCUCCUGAGACUUCACGGGGUCCUGGGUCUGUGUGGUUCCUCCUCAUGUGAUCCACUCAUCGUCUCCAGCGGAGAAAACGACCAGGCUUGAUCGGGUUCCUUCGGCUUCUCCUUCCCUCCCUUCCUUCCUUUAUUUAUUUGGGGGCAGCGGGAGGGCAGGAAGAGAAGCGCGGAGAGAAAGUGUGCUGGGGAUGCCAGCGCCCUGGGCUGCGCGUUGGAGGAGGAGGUGGAGGAGAAAGGGGGAGGAUGAUGCCGCUGCCUCCUAAGGGAGGAAGGAGAGAGAAGGGGAACGGAGCGCUCCGGAGAGGAGGCUCAGGCAAGCGCCAGCCUGCGGGGAAGGGGAGCCUGCAGGGCGGGCUCGGGCUCCGGCAGCUUUUCGCCCGCACCACAUUGGAUACUGCCAAAGGCGACCAGCACGGCCACCACCAAGGAGAAGCGCCGUCAGCUGCAGCAAAAGUUUUGGUGUGGGGGGCAAAAGGCGCAGAGGGGGAUUAUGAUCGGUGCCGGAGAAGGAUUCCCAGCCCUGCCAGGCUUCUCAGAUCCAUCAUCAAGCUGAAAUGAAGACCUUGGAGGCUGAAGAAAGCUGAGUGCACCACUACGUUGCUUCAGAGAAAGGAACUACUGGUCCAGCCAACCUUUCUCCUGACGACUUUUGGUAGCUUUAAAUUGCCGGUUGCUUACCUUGAAAGACACAGUUAUUGCUUCUUUCAGCACACAUGGAGGAAUGCAGCAAAGUGUGUAAUCCUGGCUAAUCAAACUGUGGCUUUCCUAUGAAGAGCAGAAGGCCAAUCAUAAAAGAAUUAUUUCACAGUUAGCCUCCUGGACUUUACCUCUGACCUGAUCACUGGACACAAAUACAAGCCGAUUCCAACAAUCUGAGUUUUCACUACCUGUUCUUUAUCAUUGUUUUAAUUUCUCUUUCUUUGGUAUUCUGUUUCUUUAAGUUCAAAAUGGGCCUGUGGACGAGAAUGUGGCCCAAAGAUUGGGCUGUUUUCCUGAAAUCCUGGCUCAUAAUUUCCCUGGGGCUCUGCAUGCAGGUCUCCAAAACUCUGGCCUGUCCAAAUGUGUGCCGCUGUGACCGAAACUUUGUCUACUGUAAUGAGCGAAGCUUGACCUCAGUGCCUCUUGGGAUACCGGAGGGUGUAACCGUACUCUACCUCCACAAUAACCAAAUUAAUAAUGCUGGAUUCCCUGCAGAGCUGCACAACGUUCAGUCUGUGCACACGGUCUACCUAUAUGGCAACCAAUUGGAUGAGUUUCCCAUGAACCUGCCCAAGAAUGUCAGGGUUCUUCACCUGCAGGAAAACAACAUUCAAACCAUUUCGCGGGCUGCCCUGGCCCAGCUCCUGAAGCUGGAAGAGCUGCACCUAGAUGACAACUCCAUCUCUACUGUAGGGGUUGAGGAUGGAGCAUUUCGGGAAGCUGUCAGCCUCAAGCUUCUGUUCUUAUCUAAGAAUCACCUGAGCAGUGUACCAGUUGGCCUUCCAAUGGACUUACAAGAAUUACGAGUUGAUGAAAACCGAAUUGCCAUAAUUUCAGACAUGGCCUUCCAGAAUCUCACGAGCUUGGAACGUCUUAUUGUGGAUGGCAAUCUCCUUACCAAUAAAGGUAUAGCUGAGGGCACCUUCAGCCAUCUGACCAAGCUCAAGGAAUUCUCAAUAGUACGGAAUUCACUAUCCUACCCUCCCCCUGAUCUUCCAGGUACACAUCUGCUGAGGCUUUACCUGCAGGACAACCAGAUAACCCACAUACCACUUUCAGCCUUUUCAAACCUCCACAAGCUGGAGCGGCUUGAUAUUUCCAACAAUCAGCUCCGGAUGCUGGUGAAAGGGGUCUUUGAUAACCUCCACAACCUGAAGCAGCUCACUGCGCGGAAUAAUCCCUGGUUAUGUGACUGCAGUAUUAAAUGGGUCACUGAAUGGCUCAAAUUUAUUCCCUCAUCCAUCAAUGUCCGGGGUUUUAUGUGCCAGGGACCAGAACAGGUCCGAGGUAUGGCUGUCAGGGAGCUCAAUAUGAAUAUGUUGUCAUGCCCCACCACCACUCCUGGUCUGCCACUUAUCACCCCAGCCCCUGCUACUAUCUUGCCAACCACACUGGUUCCCACUUCAUCAGUUCCAACUCCAAGUGAUAAAUACAGUCCUCUCCCACCCAUCACAUCCACACUCCCCACUGUGCCUGACAGGGAGGGCGGAGAAAUGGUGACACCUCCCAUUUCCGAAAGGAUCCAACUCUCCAUCCAUUUUGUGAAUGACACUUGCAUCCAAGUCAACUGGCUGUCCCUUUUUACCGUGAUGGCAUACAAACUCACAUGGGUUAAAAUGGGCCACAGCCUGGUAGGGGGCAUUGUCCAGGAACGGAUAGUAAGUGGUGAGAAACAACACUUAAGCUUGGUGAAUCUUGAACCCAAAUCCACUUAUCGGAUUUGUUUGGUUCCACUGGAUGCUUUUAAUAAUUACCGAGCUGGAGAAGACACUGUCUGUUCAGAAGCCACAACCAAGGCUUCCCACUUAAACAAUGGCAGCAACACAGCCUCCAGCCAUGAGCAGACGACUUCUCAGAAUAUGGGCUCCCCCUUUUUGCUGGCAGGCUUGAUUGGGGGUGCAGUGAUAUUUGUUCUUGUGGUCCUGCUCAGCAUCUUUUGCUGGCACAUGCAUAAAAAGGGGCGCUACACCUCCCAGAAGUGGAAAUACAACCGGGGCCGGCGGAAAGAUGACUAUUGUGAGGCGGGGACCAAGAAGGACAACUCCAUCCUGGAGAUGACGGAAACCAGCUUCCAGAUUGUCUCCUUAAAUAACGAUCAGCUCCUUAAAGGAGAUUUCAGACUGCAGCCCAUUUAUACCCCAAACGGGGGAAUUAACUACACAGACUGCCACAUCCCCAACAACAUGCGAUACUGCAACAGCAGUGUCUCAGAUCUGGAACACUGUCAUACGUGAUAGUGAGGGGAAAGCGAGAUGCAUAGAACUACGAGCAAAAACUCUGGAAAAAAAAUACACACACACAAAAAUUACAUUUGAUAAAUGUUACACAGAUGCAUUUGUGCAUUUGAAUACUCUGUAAUUUAUACGGUGUACUAUAUAAUGGGAUUUAAAAAAAAAGUGCUAUCUUUUCUAUUUCAAGUUAAUUGCAAAUGGUUUUGUAACUCUUUGCUUUUUAAAUCUUUAAAAAAAAUAUUGCUGAAGUACUGUACAGGGUUGUACAAUAAGAACCCAAUGCCAUGGCAAAGGAUAGAGAGACUCAUUCUUCAAACAUUAACCACUUUGCUGUCGAAGCUGUCUGAAGGAUGUAGGUCCCUAGAUAGUCCUGUAGUAUGGGACAUAAGUGUUCAUUAAAACAGGGUCACUAGGGAUGGGCAAAGCCAGUUCUGAUAAAAUGAGUACAAUCCUCUCACCCAAACUCAUAAUGAACUUCUACUGAGGUUCAAACAAGUUGGAGUAACUCUGUUCCCCAUUUGUCACUCUCACCUGUCUCUGUAUUUCCUGGUUCCACCUAGAAGUGGGAGUUCUGAAGUGCUACCAGAGAGGCUGUUUCAGUGGUGGGUUUUUUUUUUUCUGAUAUGGAUGAAAACAAAAAAGCAUCAGACACUUUCUGCAAGAUUUAGAGUUCUCUGUAUUCUAUUCAUAAGAGCUAGUCAGAAAAUGGUCCCAAAAUAUCAGAUACAUUUUCAUGAGAAUUUUUUCCCCAUUUUUCAUUAACAUUAAGAAGUUUUACACAUUUUCUAACCAACUUCAAUGAGAAAUGAGGGUGCUCAUCAGCUAUCAGGUGGCUCUCAUCAGAUCACAUGACCUUCUAAGAGAGCAACUUUGGCAGAACUAGCAUGUUCAGUUAAGGCCUGGACCUGUGAGAUGCUGAGUGCCGUCAACUCCUAUUGACAUCAAAUGUCCAAAUCCUAUAGGAAUUGCUAUGCCUUAAUGGCAAUAUACCUAUCCAAAUCACUGAAAGCCUCAUCCAAAAAUCCAAUGAGAUCCAUGGAAAGACUUCCACUGGCUUCUGUGGAUUUUGGAUUAGGCCCUGAUCGGUUUAAUGGCCUGAAUAAAGUUCAGUACAGAGAACUAGGAAGAAGCUACCUGGCAAGUGAGAGAGCUUUUGUUUGUUUGUUUUGUUUUUUGAAAGGCUCUCAGACCUGCUAUGAACUGAAUUAACUUCAGUGAAAUAAUCACAUCAAAUUCCUAUUGUUUUAGGUGAAUGGCGAUAGGCACUAACUAAACAUUUGGUGAGUUGAGGGAUUUGCAUGGAUACUAGUCCAUGCUGCCCCUUUUACUCUCCCUUCUUCAAUCCUUAGUCUUUUGGCCACUUUUUCAACAAUGAUCUGUGCUUUAAAAGUAGUAUCUGGGCCUAGAUUUUGCUGUCUUCUGCCCUCAACUCUUCAGUUGGAAUCAAUUCUGCAUCCCUGGGCUUGACACAGAUUGUAUGGAACAUCAUGCUUCUACUAAAAUCAUGAUGUUGCUCGGAAAGUUACAUAAGGUUCCAGCAACUCCUGACUCCUGUGCUUGCCAAAAGCUCUGGUUCUCUUGCCAGUUCAGUGAUGGAUUUUUAUUCUUCUUUUUUUUUUUUUACACUUUGGCGCACUCUGUCUCCUGAGCCUAGGGAACACACACAAGUUCACAACAAAGAGGAAGAAGACCACACAAAUAUCAGUAAGCCCCUCAUACAAAAAGCUCACAGGGCUUGUUUUCUAACAUUUUU